UGGCUCUCGGCUGGGUCGUAAUGUGGCGAAGGGCGACUGAAAAAUAGGAAAGUUCCAUCCCGAGUCGAUGAGUUUUAAAGUUUAGCCCGGGAGAUCCCGCUAUCCUUUUACCGCCAGUCUCCUCGACAAAAGAGUUCAGGAAGUUUCUACAAUGUUCAAAGCUGUUUUGAAAAAAAGUCGUGAAGGUGGAAAAGGGAGCAAGAAAGAUUUUGAGAAAAUAGAUGCAUGUAAAAUGGAACUCCGAAAAGACAAGCUUCACCUUGGUGUCGACUGUGGACAGCAGAGGCAGAAGAAGGGAGACCCUGGUCUUUCUGGGCAAGUUGGUCUUUCAGAUUGCAGUUCUGCCCCAUUUUCAGUACAAGAGGAUAUAUACAAGAUGAAUGUUUCUAAAGGAGUAUCUAUGUCGCUUCCAUCUUCGCCUCUCUUGCCUCGUCAGCCAUUUACAAUGCAUGCAUGGACAGGCAAAAGGUCCCCAGGCCCAAUCAGGAAGCUGAAGUAUGUAGAAAGCCCUAAGGUACCAGGAGAUACAAUUGCUUCUGCAUUGACCAAGUUGGCAGAGAAAAAAGACCAUUCCCAAUUUGUACAUAAUGAGACACAGAAAAGCAAUGAACGAAGCUCUUCCCCUGCUGCUCAAGAACUGAUGACAAGAUUGGGGUUUCUACUGGGUGAAGGGAUUCCAAGUACUGCUCGUCUGCCUGUAGAAGAGAAAAGCGAAAAAAUGAGAAUCAGUCCAUGUUCGACACUAACAAGCAGUACUGCAUCUCCAGGCACUGACAGCCCAAGCUCAACUCUGAAUAGCUCUAUCAGCAAACCACCUCAAAAAAAACCCAGUCCUUGUGGGACUAUUACCAGCUUAAGCUCCACACUGGAAAGCAAGGAUAGUGGCAUUAUAGCUACAGUAACCAGUUCAUCUGAAAAUGAAGAAAAAGGUGGUUCUAGUCUAGAAUGGAACAAAGAUGGAAGCAUGAAGGACUGUCUACAACUUGGUGUCACGAAGAACUUAAGAAUUGAGGGGAGCUUGGUUGAAGCAGAAGAAGAUGCACACAGUUCUGCCUUAAGUCUGUCAAAAAUAGAAGUCAUUUUAGAUGGUUCUGGUGCUCAUUUGAACCAGUCUGCAUCAUCAUACCUGCUCCCACGACCUAAUUCAGUUGCUGCAACUAGCUCAGCAAAGUUGGAGGAUUUGAAUUAUUUGGAUGAAAGGAACACACCACUGCGUACUUCUAUUAGAAUGCCCUGGCAUAAUACAGCUGGAGGAAGAGUACAGCAAAAUAUAAAAGCACGAUUUACUCCCUACAAACCAGUUGAUAUUAUCUUAAAGCCAUUAUUGUUUGAGGUGCCAAGCAUCACAACAGAUUCGAUAUUUAUUGGUCGUGAUUGGCUGUUCCAGAAGAUAGAUGAGAACCUUAAAAAUGAGGCAUCUCCAAUGAACAAAGGAACAAUAAUUGUUGGAAAUGUUGGAUUUGGGAAAACAGCCAUUAUUUCCAGACUGGUGGCACUGAGCUGUCAUGGAGGUCGAAUGAGACAAAUUGCAUCAAAUAGCUCCAGUGUCUUCUCAAAAGAUGUGGACCCAAAACAGGACCUUUUGAUGAACCAACCACUCCAAAUCUCUUCUCCCUUUCAUUGUACUGUCACAUUGGGCAAUGAGAAUUAUUCUGGAACAUCUGAAUUAAAAACACAAAGGGAAGAAGCUUUGAAGAGACUUGCAGCACAGGUUGUUGCAUAUCACUACUGCCAGGCUGACAAUACUUACACCUGCCUUGUACCAGAAUUUGUCCACAGUAUAGCAGCUUUGCUUUGUCGUGCACCUCAACUAACAGCCUUCCGAGAUUUGCUGCUGAAGGAAUCGCACCUUCAGAGCGUGCUCAGUCUGCGUUCUUGUGUCCAAGAUCCAAUUGCUGCAUUUCAGAGGGGGAUUUUGGAGCCACUUGCAAACCUGAUUAAGGAAAAGAAGAUCCCUGGAGAGGACUAUCUUAUUUUAAUAGAUGGCUUAAAUGAGGCCGAGUUCCACAAACCUGACUAUGGUGACACAAUUGCUUCUUUUAUCAUUAAAAUAAUUUCCAAGUUUCCAUCUUGGCUGAAGCUGGUUGUAACUGUAAGAACCAAUCUACAGGAUAUUGCACGUCUACUUCCAUUCUACAAAAUUUCUCUGGAUGAUUUUCCAGAGAAUGAAGAUAUUAACAGAGACCUGAAUGCAUUCGUCCAUCACAGAAUUAAUAGUAGUCACAGCAUACUCAGUAACAUCUCUUUGAGUGGAAAGACUGACACCAUUACAGUGAGCAAAGUCACCAAUCAUCUUAUCAUGCGAAGCCAAGGAUCUUAUCUGUAUUUGAAGCUGACCCUAGAUUUGUUUGAAAAAGGUCACCUGGUGAUUAAGAGUACAAGCUACAAGGUAGUGCCUGUCUCCUUGUCAGAAUUGUACCUUCUGCAAUGCAACAUGAAGUUUCUAACACAAACUUCCUUUGAAAGGGCCCUUCCUGUGUUAAAUGUUGCUUUGGCAUCCCUUCAUCCAUUGACAGAUGAGCAGAUUUUCCAAACAAUAAAUGCUGGCUAUGUGAAGGGUGAAUUGGAAUGGGAGGAUUUUCAGCAGAGGAUGGAAGGACUUUCAUGUUUCCUGAUCAAACGAAGGGACAAAACACGAAUGUUUUGCCAUCCAUCAUUUAGAGAGUGGCUGGUUUGGAGAGCAGAUGGUGAGAACAUGGACUUUCUUUGUGACCCAAGAAGCGGGCACGCACUUAUGGCAUUCAUGUUCUCUCGCCAAGAAGGAAAGCUAAAUCGACAACAGACUGUAGAAUUUGGCCAUCACAUACUGAAAGCACAUAUUUUUAAGGGUCUAAGUAAGAAGACAGGCAUAUCUUCUAGUGUUCUUCAAGCCCUUUGGAUGGGUUAUAGCAGUGAUGGGUUGUCUGCUGCAUUCACAUCCUUGCGAAAUCUUUACACUCCCAAUGUGAAGGUGAGUCGUUUGUUGAUUUUGGGAGGAGCCAGCGUGAACUACCGAACUGAGGUCUUAAACAAUGCUCCCAUCCUUUGUGUUCAGUCGCACCUUGGUCAUCAGGAAAUGGUAAAUCUACUGCUUGAAUUUGGAGCUGCAGUUGACCACGUAUCUGAAAGUGGUGUUACAGCCUUAUGCCAUGCUGCAGCCACAGGGCACCUGAAUAUUGUGACUCUUUUGUGCAAGAAAGGAGCUAAGGUUGAUUGCAUGGAUAAAAAUGGCCAGUGUGCAUUGGUUCAUGCUGCUUUAAGAGGUCAUCUUGAAGUUAUUGAAUAUUUACUCAAAGCAGAUUGGACAUCAAGCAUACAGCACCAGCAAUCUUUCAAAAAAAGUCAAGCUCUUCAGCAAGCCCUGAUUGCAGCUGCAAGCAUGGGACACAGUGAAGUUGUGAAGAAUCUUCAUGCUCUUGAUGGUGAACAUAGAAUAGACAUCAAUAGCUUUGAUACUCUUUGGGGUGAAACAGCUCUCACAGCAGCAGCAGGAAGGGGUAAAUUGGAAGUAUGUAAACUUCUUCUGCAACAAGGAGCUGUGGUAUCCCAUCCCAAUCGAAGGGGUAUUUCUCCAGUAUUUUGUGCAGCGAGGCAGGGCCACUGGCAGAUUGCUGACCUAUUGUUUCGGCAUGGUGCUGAUGUGAACGCAACAGAUAAGCAAGGUCGUACACCAGUUAUGGUGGCUUCCAGUGAAGGACAUGUGAACACUGUUGAAUUUCUACUUUCUAAAGGUGCUUCCAUAUCUUCAGUAGAUAAGGAGGGGUUAACUCCCUUGAGUUGGUCCUGCCUGAAGGGGCAAAAAUCUGUGGUUCAAACUUUGGUGGAGAGGGGUGCAUCUAUUGAUCACACAGAUAAGAAUGGUCGCACUCCUCUAGAUCUAGCAGCCUUUUAUGGAGAUUCUGACAUUGUUCAGUAUCUGGUGGAAAGAGGUGCCAUGAUUGAACACGUUGACCACAGUGGAAUGCGUCCAUUAGACAGAGCAAUUGGAUGCUGCAACACUUCAGUUGUAGUGAUGCUGCUUAGGAAAGGUGCAAAACUAGGUAAUGCAGCUUGGGCAAUGGCUACAUCCAAACCAGACAUUCUGAUAAUUUUAUUACAGAAACUAAUGGAAGAGGGAAACCUACUUUAUAAGAAAGGAAAGAUGAAGGAGGCAGCCCAGAGAUACCAGUAUGCUCUGAGGAAAUUUCCAAGAGAAGGAUUUGGAGAUGAAGUGAAAUCUUUCAGAGAUCUGAAGAUUUCCCUUUACUUAAACUUGUCAAGAUGUCGGAGGAAAACUAAUGACUUUGGAAUGGCUGAGGAAUUUGCUUCUAAAGCACUGGAAUUAAAGCCAAGAUCAUAUGAAGCUUAUUAUGCCAGAGGAAGAGCCAAAAGAAGCAGCAGACAAUUUGCUGGAGCUCUUGCAGAUCUACAGGAAGCUGCUAAACUUUGCCCUAACAACCGAGAAAUAAAGAGGCUUCUGGCACGGAUUGAAGAGGAAUAUAAACAGCUGCAGCGAGCACAACAACAAAAACAAUAUCAGCAACCACAGCAAAAUAAUGAAUCUGACAAUGAAGAAGAAUUGUUAGGCCAGCACCUUGAAAAUGUAUCAUUUGGUGUUGGACUUGACGACUCUGGCAUUGGAGCAUCUCAUGAUGUAAUGUCCACCUCAUUGAGGCCUCAGCAAUGUCCAAGCCCAUUUAAAAAGGGACUCCAAGAUGAUGUAGUUUCUCAGAAUAAAUUGACACACAAAUAUCUUCGAGAACCACUCACACAGCAAGGACUAGUCAUGCAACCUCCUAAACAAGCUCAAAUUGUGAAAACAAACCAACAUAUGAAUUUAUUACAAGCUGGGGGAAGAACUACAAGUUAUCAAUAUAGCAGCAAAACUCAAUUUUCUCCAAUUCCUUUGCCUGGCAACAGAAAUUUACAACUAGAGCCUGCAAUUAAUUGUGGAAAUCAUUCUGGAACUUGCGGAGAAAGACUGGCUUCUGCUAAGUCUGUGCAGCAGAAACAUGAUGAACACACAGCAACUGAGGUUUUUGUAAAUACAGGAAUACCAGCAGAACUGUUAAAUCCACAGUCCCAGCAAACCACAGAUUUACCAGAAAAUUUAGCUCAAGGAGUUAAAGAAUUGGAUACAAACCAACAAGGAUCUGUGACAGGUAUUUCUACACCAAUGCAUGAACCAGGCAUGAAGGUUUCUGGUUCAACCACCAGUAUAGUCUCAAAUAGUAGUGUUCCUGAUGGAGGGCAGAGUCCAGAUGCAGUGCCAAUAUCAGAUGCUGAUAUCAAAAACAGCUUGGAAUGCAAGAUGGAAAAAUCCAACCAAAUCUUGAGUGGGGCAGAUUAUAGACCAAGGACUACACCAUUUAUGGGAAUAAUAGAUAAAACAGUCAGAUCCCAGCAGCAACAGAUUCGUACCUGGCACGAUCAGUCAGCAGAUGGGUUAGUUGUAAACCCUACCUCAAUUACUGGUGGUCAAAAUAUUCACAAUGGAAUGCAUUCCAAGCCCUGUCAAACAACCAAGAAUGUUCAAGAAUCCAAUUCAUCCAUGACUACUGCACAUUCUUUUCAAGAGAGUAUUUCUAAACCACAGUCUAAUGUAGCUAGAGAUGUUCAUUCAAGUAAUAUUAAUUCUGUUAAGCCAAAGCGAUCUUUUAUAGAAUCUAAUGUGUAAAAGUACCCAUUGGACCAAUUAACACAAGUAGUAAUACAGUAUCUGAAAUAAUUGACUAGUGGAGUUUGCCGUCCCAAUACUGUACUUGUCAGUAUGAUGCUCAUCACCAAGAUUUGACAGAACAACAUUGCAUGUUGAUUAUAUAUGAAAUAAGGUUUAACCCAGCUGGCUGUUGCACUGAACAUUUUAAUAUGGCAUUUAACAAAUGAAUAACUGCACUUUAUGAAAGUACAAAUUAUAAAAUGCCUUAAAGUGCUUUUGCUGUAAUUUAAGUAUUUAUAUAGUAUGAGAUUAAUAUACAAUAUGCAUCAUCAGCAUUGUUAAUCAGUACAAAGGGAGUUAUCAUUAAAUUUGUAAUUUUUGUAAGAAAUUCAAUUUUGAACUAGAACAAAUCCUUCACUUGCAGGAAGAUUUAUGUAAGCCUAAAACAAUGAAGUACUCAUUUGUAAUCAGUUUCGCACUAAUCAAAUUAAAACAUUUUAAUCAAAUAUAGUCAGUGUAAAUUUUAAAUAUAAUGGUUUGUUAUCAAGUUAAGAACUAACUAUUUAUUUGAGUUUGCUUAAGUAUUUGUAAAAGCAGACAUUUUACUUACUUAUUUUUGCACAACUUGUGUAACUGUUUCAUUAAGACGUGCCUAAAUUUUCAUUGCUGCUGCUGCUUAACAGUGCUUAGAAGCAGCAGUUCUGAAUGUUGGUUAUGUUUGUAAUGACCUUCCAAUAUCAUUUAUAACUCUAUUGUAAAUAGAGCAAAAAAAAAUACAAUUCCAUGUAUUGUCUGGCUAGUUUCCAACUGAAAGCCCAGGUUAAAGUAUUGUUUUGCCUUUUUCCUGGAAUGCAUAUGGCACAUUAAUGCAAAAAAAAUAAAGUCAUAUUCUAAUAUUUUUGCGUCAUGAACUGAUUUUGGUGUACCUUUUGCUUCUACUAUAUUUAUAGGCACAGACGAGCCUCAAUGAUUUGAUCUAAGUGGCUGAAAUUAUUUUGGCUUGCAAGGCUAGGAUAGCAGGAAAUGGUUUGUCAAUUUGAGCUUAACUAGGUUGUGGCAGUUGUGUUCAAUGAU
Messenger RNA from Pristis pectinata (smalltooth sawfish), 6691 nucleotides. It is a transcript of the gene tanc1a, whose product is annotated as tetratricopeptide repeat, ankyrin repeat and coiled-coil containing 1a. Gene Ontology annotation, molecular function: protein binding. NCBI's taxonomy places the organism in Eukaryota, Metazoa, Chordata, Chondrichthyes, Rhinopristiformes, Pristidae. The record is from RefSeq and is a predicted model, not a curated record. The transcript is spliced from 27 exons. Bases 152 to 5635 code for a protein of 1827 amino acids.